CCUUUGUAUUUUGUGGAUUUGCAGGAUGACUUAGAUGAUUUUGGGUUUGAAGAUUAUGGACCAGACUGUGAUAGCAUGAGGAUAACGGCAUUCUUGGAUAUUCCUGGACAGGACAAUUUAACUCCACUGGCUCGUCUAGAAAAAUACGCCUUCAGUGAUAACAUAUUUAACAGGCAAAUUAUUGCCAGAGGUCUUUUGGAUAUCUUUCGAGAUUUCAGUAAUAAUGAAGAAGACUUCCUGACUGUAAUGGAAAUAGUGGUCAGGCUCUCUGAAGAUGCAGAACCAACUGUACGUACAGAGCUGAUGGAACAAAUACCUCCUAUUGCCAUUUUUCUGCAAGAAAGUCGACCAAAAUUCCCAACGGCGUUUUUUGAGUACCUUAUGCCCAUAGUAGUGAGAUACCUCACGGAUGUUAACAAUCAGGUUAGAAAGGCAGGUCAGGAAGCACUGCUUAUACUGCUAGAACAAGAUCUUGUUGCUCAGAGUGACAUUGAAAAUAAGGUGUGUCCAAUUCUGUUGGACCUCUCUGCUCCUGACAGUGAUGAUGAGUACAAGGUGGAAGCUGUGAAUAUAAUCUGUAAAAUGGCUUCUAUGUUGAGCAGAACAACAGUUGAGCACAUGCUGCUUCCUCGUUUCUGUGAACUGUGCAGUGAUGGGAAGUUGUUUCAAGUCCGAAAGAUUUGUGCAGCUAAUUUUGGUGACAUUUGUAAUGCAGUUGGGCAAGAAGCCACAGAAAGACUGCUGAUUCCCAAGUUCUUUGAACUCUGUUCUGAUAGCGUCUGGGGAAUGAGAAAAGCUUGUGCUGAAUGCUUUAUGGCAGUGUCUUACACCACAUCCCCAGAAGUUCGCAGAAGCAAAUUAUCCCCACUGUUUAUCAGUCUUAUUAGUGACACUUGCAGAUGGGUUCGUCAGGCUGCUUUUCAGUCUCUUGGCCCGUUUAUUUCUACCUUUGCAAACCCUUCAAGUGCUGGUCUUUACAUUCGAGAAGAUGGGACACUGAGUAUCCGACCAUCAACGCAAGACAUGAAUUCCAAUUCCUGUCAGCCGAGCAACAAUAUAACUUUAAUGUCCUCCAGUACAAAUGCUACAUUAUCCAGUUCAGAACAACCAAUGGAAAUCAAACCAGAAUCAUCGACUGAGGAGACUUCAGCUGAAGUUAAUACAAAGCUCUCAGUUGAGAACCUAAAUAAAGAUACACGGGAAGAAAGUUCAGAUUAUUGUACCAAUCCUGGAGAAGAUGUGUCUCGAUUGUCUCAGGGUGACAAAGUUGCUGCUGGUGUCGUAGAAGUCACUAAGGACAGCAAUUUUCCUGGAACGAACUCAAGGCUACAGUCUGCUGAGGACGUAUUUAAUACUUUUCUAUACUGGCGCCCUCCUCUGCCUGAUAUAAGUCAGGAUCUGGAGCUGCUUCAGUUCAAGACUGAAAAGCACAAAGAUAGCUGCUCUGUGCCAUGUAAUAACUGUGUUGCUAGUAGUGAAAUAAAAAAAGUUCUAGAAAGCUUACAGGAACACAUAGAUGAUCCAGAUGUUCAAGCUCAGGUCCAAGUGUUGUCUGCUGCUCUCAGAGCUGCUCAGUUUGAUUCUGUUGGUGACUAUGAGACCAAAAAAAUGAAAGAAAGCAGUGGCAAAAUUCAGAACAGAACUAUUUCAGAUGAACCAGCUGUUUCAGAUGCUACCUGUGACCAGGUGGAGGAAGAUGAUCUUUCAUCCCCUGCCUCCCAGGAUGAUAACAUCAGUGACCAGUCUACAACCAGUGUACUGAAAAGCAUAGACUCGGAGGAACAACACAGAGGAACCAGUGUGUUUUUAAAGAAAGAGCAAGAAAAUAAUCCACCAUUUGAAGAUGACAAGUCAAAAUUACAGGAUAUCAUACCUCAACCUUUAUUAGACCAGUACUUGUCAAUGACCGACCCGGCUCGAGCCCAGACUGUUGAUACUGAAAUAGCCAAACACUGUGCAUAUAGUCUUCCUGGGGUGGCCUUAACACUGGGCAGGCAGAACUGGCACUGCCUGAAAGAUACAUACGAGACACUGGCCUCAGAUGUACAGUGGAAGGUACGUCGGACACUAGCUUUCUCCAUACAUGAACUAGCAGUUAUUCUGGGGGAUCAGCUAACAGCUGCUGAUCUGGUGCCAAUUUUCAAUGGAUUCUUGAAAGAUCUGGAUGAAGUGCGUAUUGGUGUCCUUAAACAUCUGUAUGACUUUCUAAAGUUACUUCAUGCAGACAAAAGGCGAGAGUAUCUUUACCAACUUCAAGAAUUUGUGGUGACUGAUAACAGCAGGAACUGGAGGUUUCGUUAUGAGCUGGCAGAGCAGCUGAUCCUGAUACUGGAACUCUACAAUCCCAAUGAUGUCUAUGACUACUUAAGACAUAUUGCACUAACUCUCUGCUCCGAUAAAGUUUCAGAAGUUCGGUGGAUCUCCUUCAAACUGGUUGUAGCAAUACUACAGAAGUUCUACGCAAACAAUGCAAAUGCACUGGGAUUAAAUUUCAUUAAUGAACUUGUAGUGCGGUUUCGUCACUGCUCCAAGUGGGUUGGAAGACAAGCUUUUGCCUUCAUUUGUCAGGCUGUAGUAGAAGAAGAAUGUAUGCCUGUCGACCAAUUUGUUGAACACUUACUCCCCAGUCUUUUAAGUCUUGCUUCAGAUCCUGUGCCAAAUGUAAGGGUUCUGCUUGCCAAGGCUCUGAGGCAGACGUUAUUGGAGAAAGCUUAUUUUAAAAGUGUUGGCAAUCCUCAUCUAGAAGCUGCAGAAGAGACCAUUCUAGCCCUACAGUCUGACCGAGAUCAAGAUGUGUCCUUCUUUGCCACCAUAAAACUAAAACAGGGUAACAUGGACAGUACUACCGUUGAAAAACAAAACUAAUGUGUUCUCCUGCAGUAAGCACUGAACAUCAAAAUGGUUUUUCACCUUAUGUUUGCGGUUAGCAUGAAUAAUGUGGACAAAUAAGAAGGUUUUUGUUACCUACUCGAGCUGGAAAGGGUCUAUUGAGAAAUGUUCAUUUCGUGACCACCUUUCAUCCACAGCUGUGUGUUUCUCUUCUGAUGUGCAUGAGUAAUUCCUUUUGGUUUUUUCUUUGUAAAUGUGGGUGAUAACUCUGAUCUCGCCUGCAGUGAAGUAUUGUAUGUAAAGUCUUACACCAUACGCAGUAUUUCAGUGUACUUGGAACUCAUAUUACAUUUUUCAACAAAACAUUUCCAGUAGUAGAGCAGUCUGCUAUAGCUUAAAAUGGUUUCUAGAUCUUAAAACCUGAUUAUAGCAAACUUACAUGAAGGUAUUCUUUCCUCACUUUUCUUGUAGUUUUUGUAUUGUUUCAAGUAUUGCAUUUUAACUGAAAAAAGUGUAUAUAUGUGAAUAAUUUUGAAUUUUAACAAAAAUUAUGAAGAACUUAAUUCUGUAUUGGUGGAAAAAAGCUCAAAAAUCAUUUCAUUUUAUAAAGUAGUCUGCUAGAAUCAAGGCACGGUUCAUUUUUAUUUAAUAUAAUGUGAUAUUUUUCAAAGCACAGAGAGCUCAAGAUUCUUUGUCUAUUGUGACUUUUCUAUUAAUCUUUUAUUUCUGAGCUAUACCCUUACAGGUGUUAACAUGUCUGUUUUCAUUACUGCUGGCUCUGGUAGUGGUAGGUAGACUGUAAAUUUCCCAAACUGAAAAUUACUCAUUCUGCCCUAGCAAAGUUCACCUCGUGUAAGGGAUUCGGUUCCUGCAACACGUGCUGUAUCUGUAGAAGGGUAUUGCAGAAUUUUACAAGUUUUUGUUUGUUCGUUUUACAUACACACGUCACUUAAAAAACACCUUUUAACUGGUCCAACGUUCAAAUCCCGAACAGCCCGCUACUUUGUUCCGAAGAAACGAAGGACCUCUAAAUUCUGAAAAAGCCCAAAUAACAAAUGUUCAGGGGAAAGGUGGUGACGCGGUUUGCUCUACAACUUCUGUUGAUUGUAUGGUAAGGUUUGGGGCAAACAACCAAUGAAGGUUACCGAGAUCCUUAAGCUUAAGUAGGACGUCUUCUGUGUGCUUAAACAGGUGUUUCGGAGGAAAGAAAGAAUAUACAGAUAGAAUGCAGUUCUGUUAAUGAAAUUGCAGCGCUUCUGACUGGUUUGAAAAAUUACAAAGCCAGUAUUUUUUGGUGGAUCCUGUCUUCUGUUGUGUCCCAAAUCUGCAGAUAAUGUGGGGCCUGGAAAAUAAAUAGUCUUACUUCUUUAGAUUGUGGAUUGGAACUUUGUCCUGUUGAAAAACUAAUGC
This is a messenger RNA of Aptenodytes forsteri (emperor penguin), 4239 nucleotides long. RefSeq names its product serine/threonine-protein phosphatase 4 regulatory subunit 1. Gene Ontology annotation, molecular function: protein phosphatase regulator activity. Lineage: Eukaryota; Metazoa; Chordata; Aves; Sphenisciformes; Spheniscidae. Gene Ontology annotation, biological process: protein dephosphorylation. The record is from RefSeq and is a predicted model, not a curated record. The transcript is spliced from 19 exons. The coding region runs from base 76 to 2865 and encodes 929 amino acids.